CCCACCAAACAAGUUUCAGAGGAGCUUUGAUGCCGACGAGAUGGCUGCUGCAUGCGGGCAGGUGCAGUGUAAUGAUCCAGGUUCUUCAGACUGUGAUCCAACCAUGAGUAAUUCUCAGAAUCCACCUACUCCUUGCCAAGAGCUUUGCCAAGAGGUCCAAGAGCCUGAGCUGAAGGCACGGGGACAGUGGGGGAGCCGAGUGGAGUUUAUUUUAUCUGUUGUAGGAGGAAUUAUUGGUCUGGGAAAUAUCUGGAGAUUCCCCUAUCUAUGUUACAAAAAUGGUGGAGGUGCCUUUCUUAUUCCAUACAUUAUAUUUCUUAUUACCUGCGGGAUUCCUAUCUUCUUCCUAGAGAUCGCUCUGGGUCAGUAUACUACUCAGGGCCCUGUCACUGCCUGGGUUAAAAUCUGCCCCUUGUUUACCGGCAUUGGGUACGGAACGAUGAUAAUGUCAUUUCUUGUCAAUAUCUACUAUAUAAUAAUACUUGCAUGGUCUUUCUUUUACCUUUUCAAUUCGUUUACCUCCCAUUUGCCCUGGGUCAGCUGCAACCACACAUGGAACACAGAAAACUGCAUGGAAUUCAUUAGCAAGGAAAACUGGAGCCGCAACGCUAACCACACCAGCCCAGAAGUGGAAUUUUGGGAGAGACGGACUCUGGGUCUCACAGAUGGCAUUGAUGACCUUGGAUCUAUCCAGUGGGAGCUUGCUCUGUGUCUUCUGCUAGGCUGGAUCAUCUGUUACUUCUGUAUCUGGAAAGGAGUUCAAUCCACUGGAAAAGUGGUAUAUUUCACUUCCACAUUUCCCUAUGUGAUGCUCAUCAUCCUGCUGGUUCGUGGUGUGACCCUUCCUGGGGCAUACGAUGGAAUUAUGUUCUACUUACAACCAGACACUUCUCGGUUAAAAGACCCCCAGGUGUGGAUAGAUGCUGGUACACAGAUAUUUUAUUCCUAUGCUAUUACUAUGGGGUUCACCAUUGGUAUUGGUAGCUACAACUCCUAUAAUUACAACUGCUAUAGGGAUUGCAUUUUUUUGUGCUUAUUGGACAGCAUCACCAGCUUCUUGGGAGGAUUUGCUAUUUUCUCAGUAUUGGGGUUCAUGGCACAAGAGCAGGGAGUCCCAAUAUCUGAAGUUGCUGAGUCUGGACCUGGUCUGGCCUUUAUCGUCUAUCCCAAGGCUGUGUCCAUGAUGCCAGUGUCCCAGCUCUGGUCCUGCCUCUUUUUUAUCAUGCUGAUUCUCCUUGGGCUGGACAGUCAGUUCAUUUAUGUUGAGGCUCUCUGCUUGUCCAUCAUUGAUAUGUACCCCACAGUCCUGCGCAGGGGAUAUAGACGGGAGAUACUCAUCCUAAUUAUUUCUAUAAUGUGUUUCCUAUUUGGUCUGCUCAUGGUUGCUCAGGGAGGGAUAUAUGUAUUCCAGCUCUUUGACUACUUUGCUUCCAGUGGCAUCUGCCUUCUUUUUGUUGGCAUAUCUGAAUGUGUUUGCAUAGGAUGGGUGUAUGGGGCAAAUCGCUUCUAUGACAACAUCGAGGAUAUGAUUGGGUAUCGCCCAUGGCCGAUAAUGAAGAUAUGCUGGGUGGCCGUGACCCCGGCGGUAUGCUUGGCAACAUUCCUCUUCUCAGUAAUCAAAUACAUUCCCUUGAGGUACAAUAACGUCUAUCUAUACCCACCGUGGGGUUACGCCAUCGGUUGGCUCAUGUCCAUCUCGUCCAUGAUCUGUAUCCCUCUAUAUGCAAUCUAUAUAGUCCUCAGGACUCAAGGAUCUCUGAUGGAGAGACUACGUCAAGUUGUCACCCCAGCAAAGGAUCUUCCUCAGCCCGAAGCAUGUUCCCAUGUGCCGAGUAAAUGUUUCCAUGUGUUCAAGGCCUGGUGUUCCAACUGUAUGAGACAGACACCUGUGUCAUAUGAUGUUAGCUGUGAGACACCCACAAAGAUCACUCACCUAUAAUUUUCUGGGAAACAUAAGGAGUUGGAGAAGUUAAUCUUCUUGCAAGACAGGAUAAUACAGCGUGCAGCUAUAUUCCUAGUGCUCCAUUACUUGGAAAAAUGUGUCCAAAACUCCUUCUAGGGAAUGCUUAAAAGGGUUGUCCAGUUGCAACAAGAAAAAAACGUACAGUUGUCAUUGAC
Bufo bufo (common toad) is the source of this 2118-nucleotide messenger RNA. RefSeq names its product sodium- and chloride-dependent betaine transporter-like. Gene Ontology annotation, cellular component: membrane. Bases 41 to 1939 code for a protein of 632 amino acids. Lineage: Eukaryota; Metazoa; Chordata; Amphibia; Anura; Bufonidae. Gene Ontology annotation, biological process: sodium ion transmembrane transport. The transcript has 15 exons. The record is from RefSeq and is a predicted model, not a curated record.